Cladocopium goreaui is the source of this 363-nucleotide messenger RNA. The record is from the annotation of a GenBank genome assembly. NCBI's taxonomy places the organism in Eukaryota, Dinophyceae, Suessiales, Symbiodiniaceae.
AUGCCGCGGAGCAUUGCCCUCAUCGCGCCAGAUGAGAUCGUUGCCGGUGCAAGCGGUCUGAUGGCUCUCUCCACCAGGAGGUGGCAGCAGGCCUCCUUUCUAACGCCAGAGUUGCCACUGCAGCUGCCGCAGUUGCCACAGUCCUACUUCAGUACACCGGAAGGGAUCAAGUGCCGUGACAAAGUGAACACGACGCUGACCGAAGAUGACAAGAAAGGAGCAGCAGAUGACUACACACUGCACCACCUAGAGAAAGUUGCUACUGCAAUUAGUUCCAUUUGCAAGAGAGCCAUUCAAGAUCUGGAAGGUGAUCCAGCCGAAAGACUUGCCAAAAUCCAAGCUGGAGUGGAAAGCCUCUUCUAG